Messenger RNA from Strongylocentrotus purpuratus (purple sea urchin), 5477 nucleotides. Its product is annotated as single-minded homolog 2-like. Lineage: Eukaryota; Metazoa; Echinodermata; Echinoidea; Camarodonta; Strongylocentrotidae. Gene Ontology annotation, molecular function: nuclear receptor activity; protein binding; transcription cis-regulatory region binding. The transcript has 8 exons. Bases 679 to 3411 code for a protein of 910 amino acids. Gene Ontology annotation, cellular component: aryl hydrocarbon receptor complex; nucleus. The record is from RefSeq and is a predicted model, not a curated record. Gene Ontology annotation, biological process: regulation of transcription by RNA polymerase II.
AAUGCAAAAAGUGCGACGUCUCCAUGUGUAAAAGAUCUCUGCAUAUUUGGGGGUCACUCGUACCAAAUCAGAAGUCGAAUGUUCGAGAAUGGGAUCUAGAACUUUAGCAUAAUAUGAGGCCUUUCAUUUUAGCAGACUGGAAGCACAAAAACUGAUCACGAAGGUUGCCCCUAGUCUGUAAGUUUAAUGGGUCACGUCUAGAACAGUGCCCGUUAAUGUCAUCAUCAUUAUCUUAUUAUUUUGAAACAGUAAUACAUCCACAAAUCCGACAUUUUUAAUCCGGACAUUUCUCUUAUCAAGCGUAUUAUGUAAUCAUCAAAUCUUGGUAUAGUAAUGAUAGCUGAUGCUAUAGCUAUGUUUUGCCAGGUGAAGCGUUUGUAUCUGUUUAAUAUGUGAUUGUGAUUUAGUUGUAUAGUUUGUUGUAAAUACACACAUCUUUUCCGGUGGAUAUUAGCUGUCAUUCAAUGUCAGGAGGUGUAAAAUGUUGACAAAAUUAUGCAAGCUUACACAAUAAUUACUGAAUCUGUCAUUGUGAAUUUAUACACGUCUCUGCUUUCCCUGUAUGUUGAUGCAUACACUCUACUUCUCUCUUAAUUUAUCCGUCCCAUAUCGUUUGUUUUUGUGUCUCUGGUUGUAUUUGAAUUUGAUACACCCCUUUCUUCUACUUCACCAAAUGAAAUGACAGUCUCGUUGUUUCUCUUAUGUUUAUCUUUCAAUCUUUUAUCUAAGUUUCUCGUUGUUAUCUCAUCUUCUUCCCGCUUCCCCUCUUUCUUUUCUCUCUUUCUUUCUUUUUCUUUUUCCUUUUUAUUUCCUUCGCCUUUCCUUUCUUCUUUUUAUUGUUCUUCUUCGUCCUUUUUUUCUGUCUCUAUUUAUUUCUGUUCGUAUAAUUUCUUACUUACCAAAUACCCCAUACCAAUGUGCCGUUUUCGGGGGGACAUGUUUAAAAUGAUAAAAUACGAAAAUCCAGAAUUUCUCUGUUACAAACAUGUACAAUUUAAAUUGGUAAAAAUAGAUUACAAUCACAAACUGCAAAGGUUAUUACCCUCCUUAAUUACAGCACGAGUUGAUGGAUGUGGAUAUGAUACAGCAACCUUGUCGACCACUUCAGUCAAAUCUGCGGGCCUCGAGUCACUCCAACCAUCGUCCGAUGCGGCUACAAUUGAACUACCCGAUGGCAGCAUUAUCAAGGAAGAGUUUCCCGGAGAACAGCCCAUCUCUGCCGAUGGCUCUCCGCUACCAACCAGUCGACUGGAAGGUCAGCUAGAGACGCAAUUAUCUCUGGAGGCACUCGACGGGUUCCUCCUCGUCAUCACGGUGGAUGGAACAAUCCUCUACGCUACAGACAACAUGUCGAGUCACCUUGGCUUUCAUCAUGUCGACCUCGUGCACCGGUGCAUCUACGGGAUCGUUCACCCCGACGAUCAUCAGGAGCUGCGCGUCAUUCUGGAGGAAACCUUGGGUGUAUCACACCAGAGACAAUCCAUGCAGGGUGCUAUGUCGGGAGCUGAGACCACAAUGCCCUUGAGGGGUGCCGGUGCAAGCCGCGAGAUUUCAUUUCUCUGCAGAAUGAAAUGUUUCAACGGCACAAACACUGGCUUCGUGAAAAUGCAAUGUACAGGCACGAUGAAGUCGCUGCCCGACGCGCAGCGGGUUGGCCACGCUCCUCAUCAGGUACUGUUUGCCGCCUUUCGUCCUUUCAUCCUCCUUUCGGCAGACACGGACAUAGAAUCAAAGCCGGGUACAUUCUGGACAACACAUGACCUCGAUCUCAACGUCGCCUCCGUCGAGAACAGGUAUUGUGAGAUUACUGGUAUAGACUCCUCACAUCUGGAAGGCAAAUCUUUGUAUCAUCUUAUUCAUCCUGACGAUCUGCUAGCCGUCUAUGUCUGCCAUAAAACAUUGAUAGACACGGAUGAGGUCCAUACGAUGUUCUUUCGCCUAAUGCGUCUGGAUGGCACCUGGCAAUGGCUCCACACUAGAGGGCAUGCGGUCACCAAGAAUGGCCGAAAGAAUUCUCUUGUCUUCGCUCACAGUCCAGUGAGAGAGGAAGACAUACAGUUACUGCGCCAAGAAUCUACAUCCAGGAAUCGUUACGGACAGGAGGACCUUUUGAAGAUGUUCAUGACAACGCAGUCGACGGAUCAAUCUGACCAACUCAGUGCAGGACCGUCAAGCAGUAGCAGUACGAGUACGAGCAACAUGGACAGUGUACCGCGGAGGAGGUGGAUGAGUAAUGACACAUACGUAGUAGCGAGUCAGACAGGCCCAAAGCUCAAAGACGACUACUCCGUGUCGUUGCACAGUCCACAUGGCACUUGUCCUUCGACGUUUCAUCAGGCAUCGGAUAAUCAGGGUCAGGACAACCCUGAGCAUGGAGUGUUUUCAGCCAAGAGGAAGAUUCAAGAAGAUGCCAUGAAUGAAGAUCAUGGAUUCCAAAUGAGUGUUGGGACAAUGCCACAGACGGACAUUCCAUACGCCAUGGCAAGCAGUUACUACAGCCCACCGCAGUUGGGGUAUGGAGAUCCAUCAUUGUACGGCGGGUUUGAGCACCAGCCGUUGUCGAUGUACCAGAUGGUUGCGCACCUUCCUCCUGAGAUGUACGAUGCUGAUUCGUAUCGGAAGCACGCCAUGCGUAUCAGCGCAGAGAUGCAGCAAGAAGACUUUCUCAUCGCUUCACAUGGAGGCUUCGGCUCCCAAUAUCACCUGCCACCAACACCACAAACAUCGCCACCAUCUGCCUACCCUGGAGAAUCUUCCUACCACGUGCAGUACAUGCCUAGCGAGCCCAUGUGUGGGGUGACGGCGCCACCGUCACCGCCACCGUCGCCAAUUGCGUCAGGUUACCAGGGGACAACAUCAACCCCUUUGACAACAGCUAGCACCACGUCUGGUGAUUGUAGCAAAAGUGGCUACGCGAUGGACUGUUGCACAGGACAUGUUCCUUCAAGGACAGAGUAUUGUGCGUCGUAUAUAGUCAAUGGUGCAGUACAGGUCAAGCUUGUCAGUGGUGCACAGACGGGUAACCAUCCUUACACCGACUACGAGUCAUCGUAUUUGCCGUCGUCGUCUGCAGCGUACUCGCGGAGAGACCUCUACGACCAAUGCGACAAGAAACCGUUCCAGCAUUAUCAGGACAAGUCCGUCUUGUCCGAGUGGGAAUCAGCUGUCCGUGGGUCCAGUGACUAUACUGUCGGUGGGUCAAAUCCUAGCUACCUUCAGAAGACAUUCCUGCCAUGUCCAUUGGCCAGCACGAAGUCCGGUUGCUUGGCGCAGAAAACUUUCCGCCUGGAUGAUGCCGAUUUUAAAAGCAGAGCAGCUGCCCUGUUGCACCAGGGAGCUCUCUCGGAACUGCCCCCUAUUGGUAGUUUUCUCGAUUUUCUCAAUGAGGAACUUAAUGCUUUACAGUCAUAAAAUGUCAACUAAAAUGUAUUCAUUAGGAUUAAAAAUUAUUUAUCAUAAUUAUUCUUUACACUUUGUUGUUUGGUUGAUUUUUCACUAAAUCAGUUUAAUGAUGCACUAAAUGCACUGUCAAGUGUCUCCAAAUUUACCACAAAAUUGUUACUAAAAUGACGAUAUUCUUAAUUACUUCGUUGGCAGAAAUAAUAAUGUAGCACGGGCUGUUGGCAAUUACAUAUGGGUGUAGGCAAUUUUGCUCUUUAAGAUUGCCAUUUAUCUUUUAAUUUGAUAUGAAACGUCAUUGUUGUUACAAAGAUAAGUGUUACAAAGAUAAGCUAUAUGCGCAUAAAAAAAAUGUUUCCUUGGAGCUGGUCACAAAUUUAGGUCUCAUGCUCAAAAAUGCUAAAAACGUCCUAACAAGGAUAUUAAUAUCAAUAUCAAGUUCUGGCAAGAGUUAACAAAAUGACAUUUUUAUGCCACGCGGAAACAACCAUUAAAGAACUAAUAGCAUAUUUUGUCUCAAAUGUGUAAUGGUUGCAACUGUAUUGGACAUGGCGGAGUAUGUCAUGAUUUAUCUUUCCAUCUCUUACAUAAUAAUAUAAAUUAACAAAAUUGCUUAAAAUAUGGAAACAACCGUGCAAUAUAUUUGUGGCCAUUGCAAAGUGUGCAACAAAACAAUAAUAUUAUCAACCACCAUUCUGAACAUGACUGAUUAUUUAACAAAUAAUUAAUCUUUACGUCACCAAAAAUGUACGAUAAUAAAGAUUUAAAAAAAGCAAAAUGAAGUCAAUUUAAACCAUGCUGUCUUUCCUUUGCCAUGGAUUUGCUUGAGGAGUAAGAAAACGUAAUGAAAUAUUGAAUCUUAAAAUUGCAGACAAUCAUUAGUAUGUUGGUUUAGCUAGCUAUAGUGAAAUAGCUAAGAAAUAUUUUUUAAUUUUUCUAUUUAAUUUUAUUGGGUGACAUAAGGUCAAAAUAACGUAAUAUACAUUCUUGUGUAUCCUUGACAAGUGGAAUUUCCGUAAAAACCUUUUAAUUUAUUAUUGUCUGUCAUUUCGAGUAUCACAGUAUAUUUCAUAUUCAUCUGAAGGAACUCUACUUAUGAAUUGUUGAGGUAUAGCUCCUACCUGUUAAUUUUGAUAUAUGUUUUCUUUUAUUUGAUUAACGAAGCCAGAGUGAGCGUCAUAUCUGCUCUACCACUGCCUAUGCUUCACCGUAGUACAACAUUUGGGAAUUGCUAGCAGAUAACACGAUUUUUGUCCUUGUUUAUCCCUUUACUAUAUAGCCUAUUUUCAUAGGUGCGCUUUUAACAUUACUAUUUCAUCAUUUAGAGACUAUUUAGAAACUUGAGUAUUUGAUAUGUAUAUAUACUAGCUCUCAUUCUGUAUAAAUAGAUCUCAGUUUUAAGAUACUUCUUUUGUACGAUUCAUUAUACUGUAUGUAUAUAUCUAUAACUUGCACUCGAGACAUUGCCAAAAUACCAUUUGCCAAAUUUGAACAAGUUUUAUUUUGUAACAUAUUUAAAUGUAGUAACUAUUAUCAUACGGUAGGAGGAAGAUUGUUCAUAUUGAUGCCAUUUUAGUGUAAGUGCGUGGAAUGCUGCUCUGAAUGAAAAAGUUGAAAGAAGAAAAAAAAAUCAAAAUUGGACUAUGCUCUAUUGGUUUCAACUACAAUUUUUAAUGGGCAUUAAGAUUAUGUUAGGAUUGGGGUGACGAAAGUUUAUGUCUGGCCUAUAUACAUAACCAGAUAUCCCAACCUCUGACGCGCAUAAAAUGCGGGGGGGAAAUACGUUAGCAUCAAAGGGCCGAAGAUGACCCGGACGGACCAAUUUGAUGUAAUUAACACUGGACACAAAUUAGCAUGCAUGCUGCUAUAAGAAUGAAUAUUGUUCGGGAUAUUAGCUCGUUUGGAUAUUCCACAGGCAGCAUUCCAUAGGAGGUUCACUUAGUAGAGGAAUUAAUGGCCCUCAAAAUGUAGACCAGUACUUUAUAACAGACUUUAGAGCUGAAAUCAUAUUGAUGAAUUAGGGUAUAUUUAUUUGUACAUUCUUCGAUAAAUAAAAAUCUAGAUAAAAAUACUGUGCC